Messenger RNA from Oncorhynchus nerka (sockeye salmon), 1348 nucleotides. Its product is annotated as motile sperm domain-containing protein 1-like. Gene Ontology annotation, cellular component: cytoplasm. Bases 598 to 1299 code for a protein of 233 amino acids. The record is from RefSeq and is a predicted model, not a curated record. The transcript is spliced from 5 exons. NCBI's taxonomy places the organism in Eukaryota, Metazoa, Chordata, Actinopteri, Salmoniformes, Salmonidae.
GUGAACGAUCUCUACUUUACUGUACUUGUGUAUGUUUUAACCGUCUAUACAGUAGUGAUAAUUACUAUAACAGGUCAAGGGUGUUUUUUUUGUUAGCCUAUUUAUGGCAUGUUUUGUGCGCAGAGAUCUUCGUUAAGCUCGCUAUCUGCAGCCUGUUAUUAACGUAACGUUACCUUAUAGCUACAGACAGAAGUUUUGUUGUAGCGUUCGGGAUAACUUGGUGAAGCCAGUCGGUGUGGAUACAUUGUUUUAAUUAACUAGACACACAGAUGGCAACCAAGUAACAUUAGCUAACUGUGAGAUGGAGGAAUAACAAACAGCAUGACGAGGGAAUAGAUGCGGAAACGAAGUCCACAUCCAUCUGCAGGAAUCACAAAGAGAUGAGGAAUAACGUUAUCUGAAAUAAAGCCCUGUUUUUAAACCUCAGACGAGUAACCUUAUCUAAAAUGAAUUCCAGAUUAAAUUACUGUAAUUUUCAAUAACCGAAAGCGAUCUCUCCUCCUGCACCGUCUCCCCCUGACCGACAGAUGUCGCUGUUGUAACGUCACAGCCACUCCGUUUAUGAGCCAAUCAGAUCAUGACUAAGGACCCGUCGUCAUGCAGCAGCAGCCAAUGAAAGGGCAGGAGAGCGGGGCUGAGGUUGGGGUGGUAAAGCGGAAGGCUGAGAGAGAUGACCCUGCCUUCCCAUCUCCUCCCCCGUCUCCUCCCAGCCCUCUUCCUAUCUUCCUGUUUCCAUCUGAACUGGUGUUCUACUCUGAUCAGAGGAGUUCCCACAGGAGAGUCCUGACUCUCUACAACCCUUACACCUUCACCAUCAGAUUCAAGAUGUUGUGUACAGCCCCAUCUCUGUAUUCAGUGGUGGAGGCAGAGGGCAGUGUCAGAGCCAAGUCCUGUGUUGACCUAGUGGUGCGUCACCAAGAUGUGUCCCCCCGCCACUGGGGAAGGAGAGAUCGGUUCCGCCUGGAGGUGUCGGGGGGAGGGCAGGGGGGCGGGCCUCGGGAGGUGUGGGCUGAGCUCAGGGGAGGAGAGGCCACUGCCCAGAAUCGACCCACUAGCCCCCCGAGACUCCUCCCUCCCUCUCUCGCUCCUCUACCUUACUUCACAUUGCCCCAGAAAGUUCGGAGACUGUCCCAGUUUGCAGUGUCGGUGGUGAUGGGUGUGGUGUGUGUUGCUUUCUUAAUGCUCCCCCUCCACUCUGAGCCCAACAACUUGGUUCCUAGCUAUGCCCAUGUGACUGUCACACAGAAAUUGGUGUGCGCCUACACACUGGGUCUGCUCACCAUGGUGUUUCUACGGUAACCAGAAGAGGAGAUGAUGUUUCCAUGGAGAUUCAGACCAAGAUCCCCCC